AAGAACUGAGGCUUUAUAUAGAAUCUGACUACAAAGUCUGAAUCCCAACUCUGCCAUUCAUUAGCCAUGGGUCAUGGGCUAGUUCAUUAACUCUUCCCACUGUUGUAAUUUCCUGGCAAUAGCAAGAGUAUCUACAUUGUAGGAUGUGCAGCAUGCUCUUUGAGGCCUCUUUGGCCUAUUUGUCUUUAAUUGCAGCCUUCUUCCCAUCCCUGUCCAUCCCUACUAUGCAUCAAAGUAGAGCAGGGAAGAAGGAGGAGGGUGCAGGAAGGAGGCUGUAGUUAUACAGAGGUGGUCAGGAUUGACCUCACUGAGAAGAUAAAAUUUGUUUAGAAACCUGGAGAGGGUCAGGAAAUGAGACAUGUGGACACUUGGAGGAAGAGAAUUCCAGCAGAAGUGAAGUCUCUGAGGCCGAGGAUGCCCAGUCUAUUGAAGGAACAGCAAAAAGCCCAAAAUAGCCAGAGUGAAUCAAGGCUGUGAGGAAUCAACAUGGCGCAGGGCCUUGCAGGUUUCCGGUCCAUCGUAGGUUCUAGCCCCUCCUGCACAUUGAACAGCACUGUGGGGACAUCUGUCCAGCUGCAACUGAGCUCCACCUUGGGCCCUAAUGUUCGAGAGAUAGAGUGGAAGUGGGAUUCCAAGUAUAAGAAAAGGCAGUUGCUGCUGUCCUGGCAACUUAAUAACUCUAAUCCUUAUUGGUAUGAGUUUAAAGACAAAUACAAGUAUAGAUUUCACCUGACAGAGAUGGCCUCCUUGUGCAUCAGGAAUGUCUCUACAGAAAUGAGUGGGCUAUAUACAGUGACUAUUAAGUUCUACUCGGGAGAAUCCAAGGAAGAGUCUUUUAGACUCUGCGUUUAUGAGCCCAUCCCCCACCCCGAAAUCCUGAUUCAUUCAUCAUCCAACACAUUAGGCUGGUGCAAUGUCAGCCUGGAGUGUGGCACCCUGGGUGUCACAGAGAACCUGACUGUGACCUGGCUGAGCAACAACCUCUUCAGGGAACUAGAACAGAGAGGGACACUGGUUCCAGACCCCAACUCCAGGAAUCUAAGCCUGAGCCUGCCCCUGAGGCAGUUCAAUGGGCAUCUCACCUGUGUGAUCAGCAACCCUGUGGACCAGAAGAAUACAACCUUAGACCUGGACACCAUCUGUCUUUGGAGGGGUUCUCCGAGCAAAUGGCUUCUGAUAAGCAUCCUUGCCUUCGUUCUGAUGAUGAGCCUGGGGGCGGGAGUGUGGAUCUGGAAGAGGAAGAAGAGGAAGGCUGAGAGAGGUGGGUCUGCUCUCCUACCCGCAGUGCCAGGCCCAGCAGCUGCUUCCCAGAGCCUGUCCACAGAGAACUAUGCUGACUUGCAGACUGGUGAGGUCGACAGCCAUGACUCUAUCUACCCAGAGAUCGGCCUCCUGAGCCACCCUAAGAGCAACGUGGAGAAGAGAAGCUUCCAUGCACAGGGCCCCGAGCCAGUCCCAGAGGUCUAUACCGUUUAUGAGAAGAUCCGGCCACACCUAGAGGAGGAUGCCUAGAGCACGCGGACACUGACUCUGAGGAGGGGCCUUGGUAAGAUCUGCUGCCCACCCCACCCUUCAUGCUGGGGUCCUGAUAUCCUUCCUUAAGGUGGGUUUGGGAUAGACCCCAAGUCUUCCUGACCCACUCCACUGAGAUGGCAAGACAGCAUCAGCUGCCCCCCUGAGCCUGCCAUAGGUGUGAGCAGUGACCCUACUACUCAGACAUCAAAGCAUGAGAGGUAAACCCUUCAGCUGACCUCUGAUCUCUGGCCCACUUACUUCCCAUUAGGGAACACCCUUGGUCAGGCAGGACCUGCGUAGAUGUGGUCAGGGGACAGAGAUGAUUUUGCAGAACAGGGAGGGUUCUGGGCCUGAGAAAGAUGAGCCUGGGGUAGAGGACCUUUAGGACACCACCACCCAGCCCAUGACGCAAGAACAGAGAGGUAGCCCUUGACUGUAGAGAAGUGUGAGGCCUGCAGAUUCGGGACCAAGGGUCAGCAGCAGCAGGGAGGUGAGUGGUGGAAAGGGGAGGGAGCCUUUCUCGAUCUCCACCACCUAACAGGCUUACUUUUAAACACAGUGAAUGUACUAUCUCAGGAUUUCUCAAAAUUCAAGUAAUUCACAGAUCCUUCUCGUUUUAUUACAUAACAAAUACAUACAGUACAAAAGUUAAAAGUCAUGUCAUUGAAAUUGUGAUGUUUCACCAGUUUUGUUGCCGUAGUACAGCUGGUUUUGUUCCCAAUGUGUAACUGAUUGGUUUAAAUAAUAUGCAUGUAAUAUAUUAAGCAACAUGCUAAAUCCUACCAUCCAUAUAGUUUUUCAUUUUAAUUAACUUGGAUUUCUGAGUAGAUAAUCAUAUUAUCAAUAAAUAAUUAUAAUUUUUGCUCCUUUCUUUUCAAUUUAUGCCUUAUUCCUUUCUUUUGUCUGAUUGCACUGGCUAAUACCUCCAAAACCAAGUUAACUAAUAGUGAUUAUAAAAGAUAUCCUUGUUUUUUCCUUAACUUUAAGAUGACUACUUCCAAUGUUUCCCUGCCAAGCAUGAUGUUUUUAGACUAACACAUAUGUAUUUUAUCAUGCUGACAAAGUCUGCAUGUAUUCUUAUUUUAUCAAAAAUUUCACCAGAAAUAAAACAUCAAAUACCGCUUUUUCCCUUACAGCAUUUGUGAAUAUAUUAUAUUGCUUUUCUCUUUUUCACAUAUUCCUAAUGUUGAACCUUUCUUGCAUUACUGGAAUAAGCUCCAGUUGAUGUAUGCUUCUUUUUUCUUUUUUCUGAGACAGUCUCACUCUGUUGCCCAGGCUAGAGCGCAGUGGUGUCAGCCCAGCUCACAGCAACCUCAACCUCCUGGGCUCAAGAUAUCCUCCUGUCUCAGCCUCCAAGUAGCUGGGAUUACAGGCACCUGGCACAACGCCUAGCUAAUUUUUCUAUUUUUCAUAGAGACUGAGGUUUCGCUCUUGCUCAGGCUGGAUCUCCUGAGCUAAAGGGAUUUUCCUACUUCAGCUUCCCAGAGUGUUAGGAUAACAGACGUAAGCCACUGUGCCCAGCCAGUUGUAAUACUGUUGGAUAAUAUUUUUAUUUGAGAUUUUUAUGUCAUUAUUCAUAAAUAAAAUCCUCCUGUAGUUUUUAUGCUUUACUUUGUCAGUUUGGUAUUUAUGUUAUGCUUAUCCAGAAUUCAUUUUAUCCUUACUUCUUAUGAAAAUUUGCUUUAUAGUAAAAAAUAUCUCAUUUAAAGAAAAGAGUUUUCAUCACACAGUGAUUUAAAUUACUUUUAUUACAAUGUUACUUUAAGAUAUGCAAACAUAAAACUAUGUAUAAAUGUCUUGGAUAUAGCUUUUAUGUUAUAAACUAAAAAAUGUAUAUAAUGUAAAUAAAAACUAAAACAACGAAGCAAUUGUUAUUUAAACUACUUUUCAAACCUAUAAAUUUAAUGUAAUGUGAUAGAUGUUUUUAUUUGGUUCA
Molecule: messenger RNA, 3451 nt
Organism: Nycticebus coucang (slow loris)
Lineage: Eukaryota; Metazoa; Chordata; Mammalia; Primates; Lorisidae
Exons: 6
Coding region: 487-1512 (341 amino acids)
Source: RefSeq, a predicted model, not a curated record